UCUAGUGGCAGCUCCUCCGCGGUUUAGUCAGACUGAAGAAAGUUACUCUUGAGCUUCUAUUCAACUUUACAAAACUUGCAACACACAACAACAAGGAGACGACACUUUGUAAUUCAUCCAAAUAUGUCAGGGCUUUUUUUUCUGGCAGGACUCGUAAUUACGCACGAGUGAUUCCUCAGAAGCAAGACCAGGUUAGAAAAUAGUGUAUCGUUUGUGUUUCUCUCUCAUCAGCUGUUAAACUUGAAGGAAAAAGAGACGCUUCAGUGGAAGAAAGAACGAAGUCGCAGUCUUUCUGAGAAAAGGGAGGAGGAUUACAGGAAGGUUCUCUGAGCCACAACGUGCCACCCAGCGUCCAGCCUCCGGACGCGCUCCACAUCUCUGCUGCUGCGCGCCUCGAGGUUCACACGAUGGAGAAUAAGAUGAACGGAAGGAUGAGCUCCAUGUGUGUUGCCACCGUCGAUUCCACCGACACGCGACUGGGGGACUCCAGUGAAGCCGGGUACGUUAAUAUUAAACUGUCCAGCGAGGCACAGGCUCUAACUUGCAUGGCGUCCUCCGUGCGUAAUUUCUCCAACGGCGGCGGCGGCGCACUGAUCCACGGGCUCCACUCGAGCGUCGACGGCGCAGUUUUUAAAGAUUGUAACUUGCUCGAUGCUUCAAAACACUUUUACGACCGCGGCAGUGAGUUUCUGAAGUGUAACAAUGUGCAGUGGGAAGACUUUGUCAAAGUUCAGAGGACGGACGUGGACAGUUUGCCCGGCGCACUGACAACCGGAGCGUAUAAAUUCAUCAAGGACGAGAAGGAGCCCUCGGGGAUUAUGGAGACCCCGUGUCCCAACUUUGAUCCAUCACCAGAGAUCCCGGCUCUCCUGGGGCUCAGUGACGUGGAAGCGUCGAGAUUCAGGCCAGCAGCCACCGCGGCUCCUCGGCCGGUGCUGGACGCGUCUCCAAACUUCCUGAUGGACCUCAACCAGCCGGAGCAGCUGCCGGCGCUGGGCCAGGUGCGGGCCGACUCCAGAUGCGGGUCAUCCGGGAAGACAGGCAUCAACUUUGACGCCAACAUCCACGCAGCAGCAGCAGCGCAGCAGCCGAUGUAUAAGAACGAGGUGGCCCGGUGGCCGAUGCCAGCCGAGCCCCAGUACUGGUGCCAGUCCACAGGUGUGACCGACGACCCCUUCGCCCUCGGCGGCUAUGAGGGGAUCCAGACCCAGGCCCUCGCCCAGAGGAACCACUCACCCUUCUCUGGGUUCCCCGGUAUGCCACCGCAGAGGCAGUGUGUGAUUUGCGGCGACGAGGCUUCGGGUUGUCACUACGGAGUUCUGACCUGUGGCAGCUGUAAAGUCUUUUUUAAAAGAGCCGUGGAAGGCCAUCACAGCUAUCUGUGCGCCGGGCGAAACGACUGCAUUGUGGACAAAAUCCGGAGGAAAAAUUGCCCAGCGUGUCGCCUCAGGAAGUGUUACCAAGCCGGGAUGAUGCUCGGAGGCAGGAAGCUGAAGCGCUUCGGGGCCCUGAAGACCCUGGGCCUGGCCCCGUCCCUGAUGUUCCAGUCCCACUUGGCCAUGUCCGCCGACAGCCAGGCCUUGAGCUCCAUGUCUUGCAUCCCGAGCAUCCGCGAGCUGCAGCUCAGCCAGCAGCUCCUCAACAUCCUGGAAAACAUCGAGCCGGACGUCAUGUACUCCGGCUACGACAACUCCCAGUCCGACGUGCCCAGUCUCCUGCUCACCAGUCUCAACCGGCUGUGUGAGAAACAACUGCUGUGGAUCGUCAAGUGGUCCAAGUCUUUGCCAGGAUUUCGUAACCUUCACAUCACCGAUCAGAUGACCCUCAUCCAGUACUCGUGGAUGAACCUGAUGGUGUUCUCGCUCGGGUGGCGCUCCUUCCAGAACGUCACCAGUGAAUAUCUAUACUUCGCCCCCGACCUGGUUCUCAGCCAGGAGCAGAUGAGGAGAACUCCGAUUUACGACCUGUGCCUGGCGAUACAGUUCAUCCCUCAGGAGUUUUCAAAUCUGCAAGUCACCCGCGAGGAGUUUCUCUGCAUGAAGGCCAUAAUACUGCUCAACACAGUGCCUCUCGAGGGACUCAAGAGCCAGGCAGUGUUUGAAGACAUGAGACAGAACUACAUCCGGGAGCUGACCAAGGCGAUCCACAUGAGGGACAAGGGCAUGAUGGCCAGCUCCCAGCGGUUCUUCCACCUCACCAAACUCAUGGACAUUAUGCAUGAUAUAGUGAAGAAGGUCAACCUGUUCUGUCUGAGCACCUUCAUCCAGGCCGACGCCAUGAAAGUGGAGUUUCCAGAGAUGAUGUCAGAGGUCAUUGCCUCCCAGCUUCCCAAGGUCCUGGCCGGCAUGGUGAGGCCCCUCUUAUUCCACAGCAAGUGACGGCGCUGUGGACACAUCCUGAGACGGGAUCACUCAGCCACCCAACGAUUACAGAUGUAGUCAAGUCAUCUGUAAUCUGCCAAACCGCCUCUGACGCUCUUUAUGAGGUGAACUACAAUGAACACGUUCCUUAGAAAUACCUUUUAAAGCCGAGAACCAUCUUGAAUAUUAUGAUCUCAGAGGCAUGAAUCCAUGAAGCCUCUCUGUGUGAAUCUGGUGCAGCCGCCCUCUCUCGUUCUGGCCUCUGUGUACAGAUGGUCAACAGCUGGGUUCGAGAACCUCUGGAGAUAUAUUUUUGUACUAGAGCCCAAAUAUUCAGUGUUUCUGACCCAAAGUGUUUCCUUAAUAAAGAAGACGCAGAAAAUAAUCCUGUUAUUUCAGGGUUAUCAGCACCUUCGUCAGGGAGGAAGACCACUCUCUUUAAAACACAUGUUUAAACCGUGUAUAUUUAUAUAUCAGUCCUCUAAAUAUGCCGGAUUUCCAUAAACUAUUUUCUGGGAACAAAAUGUUAUGGGUUCUUCUUUGGGUCCAGAAAAUUACACAAUAUAUAUAAAAUAUAUAACCACUAAAACAAAAGCGGUCGGUGCAAAUCUUUGCUCAGUGCCCUAAAUGUGUUAUUUUUUAUAAUAGAAGAGGUUUCUAAUUUUAUCAACUUUCUAAAUCCAAAUAAAAAAAUCCACACCAGGACAGAUUAGUAGGAUGCAUGUGAUGGAUUUAAUUCACGUGAGUGCAGUCAUGUUAAAUGUCUUUCACAAUAUCAAGAAAUCCUUAAAAACUAAUGGACUUAAUUUUACACCGGAUUCUAUUUAAGUGAAAUAAAUAAACCUGCCUUGACGAAGGUAUAACAAUGUGCAAUAAAACCAAAUUUAACUGUGGAGAGGAAGGAACCCACAUCCUGUCUACUCCUAAUAAAAGACAAAAGCAGGACUAUGUUUAGAAAGUAGUAACACAGAGAGAUAAAGGCAUUCAACCCCCAACAGCUAAUACAAAAUAAGAUGUUUCACAUGUUGAAUUUCAAGUUCAAGUUCUCUGACAAAAGAAUAUGGAAGCGCAGGUGUAAUGAAUCACGCUAUUUAUUUAUAGACAUGUUCAUCCACCGUGAAGACACAGUGGAUGAUUCCAAGGGGAACAAGCCUGCCAGUAUAGAAAAGAAAUAAAAACAAUGAUGCCAGGUGAUUACACAUUCAGGAAACUGACGUCAUGUUCGUCAUCUGAUCUCAGACGGUCGGGGAGUGUCGCUCCCUCAUGACCCUUCAAGGUCACUUUGCUUUCUUAAAAGGUGCAAAUGGAAAAGAACACCGGGAUCUUGGCAAGUGUGAGAUUUUGUCAAAUACCUUCAGAAAUACAUUUAUGGCCGUCAGAGGAAGUUUAUUUUUGGAGCAAUAGUUUGUAAAUGAAGAAGAAAAAGGAUUUAUUGUUGUUAUUUUUAACUUUUUCGAUAACUUUCUACUCUGGAAAUGUUUCGACAGUGGCAGAAAUAUUAAAUAUGGAAUGGCAUCUUUAACACAAGACAAUCGAAUACAUUGUCAUUGCCAGUACACCAGUGUACCAGCGAGUAUAAAGUACCACAACAAGCAUCAGAGCUGAAGGUUCCACCUCAUGAACGAAGCAUUCGUGACGUUAUAAAAACACUUUUUUUUUAUAUUUGACGUGAUCAUUUAUAUGAAUAAACAGCUACAGAAGGUAAAUAUCGUUUUGAUUAGCGACUACAGGUUAAUGUAUGAGCUUCAAUGUACAGUACAGUGCUGUGUAGCUAACCAGAAAGUGCACGGCAGCAGUGAGCAGGUUCAGUGGUCCAACAUCCAUCACAGGCCAUAAACAAGAGAGUUAAGGUGCAACCCCCCCCCCUCCCCCCAUUAUCGCUUUUACUCAUAGACUAGAUUAAUAUCCUUACUUUAAAAAAAUCACAGUUUGUUGAAUUACAGCUAAUACAGACAAAUGUUUAUGAGCCUGUGCAGAUUUUCAUGAAAGCACUUGCUGAAACUUUCUGUUGAUAUUACUGGGAAGUUUGAAGAUAUAUUAUUAUUACAUAUUUCUGAGAAUAAAACUUGUGAAAUUGAUGUUGUGAUUGUUUUUGUGAAUAUUUAAAGGUUAAAAAACA
Molecule: messenger RNA, 4479 nt
Organism: Pleuronectes platessa (European plaice)
Lineage: Eukaryota; Metazoa; Chordata; Actinopteri; Pleuronectiformes; Pleuronectidae
Gene: pgr
Product: progesterone receptor
Exons: 8
Coding region: 408-2378 (656 amino acids)
Biological process (GO): regulation of DNA-templated transcription
Molecular function (GO): sequence-specific DNA binding; zinc ion binding; DNA-binding transcription factor activity
Source: RefSeq, a predicted model, not a curated record